AUGGCGCUGGCUGUGUGGACACUGCUCGACCCUCUGGCGGUCUUUGUAGUGGACGCCGUCCUGGGGCGUUUGGCCUACAGUGCCGAGCACCCAGUGGGUGAUGCUGCCAAGCUCUACUGGCACCUCCUCAAGACGGAGCAGUCAGGGGCAGCGGGCAUCAUCGUCACCCUCUUCCUGUAUGCCGUCCACUUCCUGCUCUCCCUCACCAUCCUCUACAUAUACUUCAUCAGGCUCCACAACGAUGGCCGUGUCUUGGACGUUUACCAACGCCUCCACAGUCCUGAAGGGUCUUUCUUCGUCCCUCAAGAUCUGGAAGUGUCCAAUCAGGAGCUGAACUACAUCAUCAAGAAAGCUGAGCAGUGGAGGGGAUUCAAUGGGGAAAGGCGCAAGGUGGCAGUGUACGACUACAUCUGGACGGAGGAGGAGCCUGGAGCGGUGAGGGGUGGGCCGGACCCCCCCAGGGCUACUACGCCUGCGGGGGAAGGCGGCGGCACCGGCGGCGGAGACCGCAGCACCCACGUGUCCAUCUACACGCUGCACCUGAGCGGCCUCAGACAGCGCUACAGGCACUUCCUUAGGCAGCCCGAUGGGGCCAUCGUGGAGGUGAUAGGUGACAUUGAUGGUGUUCCACAUGUGGACGAUGAGGCGUCUCAGGCAGGACACACGAUGUACAAGGAGGAAGAGGAGGAACAUGUAGCCAGCUCCUCACAACAGCUCAGAGAGAGGAAGAGGAAGAAGCCCUUUUUCCCCAUGCACGUCUCCCUGAGACUCCCAUUCACUGGACCCAGGAGAGACGGUGGAGAGGAGAACAAAGAGAACCUGGGAAAUACAAAACUUAAAGAGCCGCACUUUGAUAGUCUGCGGUACCUUGUGGAGAAGCUCAGCUAG
This is a messenger RNA of Sardina pilchardus (European sardine), 888 nucleotides long. RefSeq names its product orofacial cleft 1 candidate 1 (gene ofcc1). Bases 1 to 888 code for a protein of 295 amino acids. The record is from RefSeq and is a predicted model, not a curated record. The transcript has 6 exons. Lineage: Eukaryota; Metazoa; Chordata; Actinopteri; Clupeiformes; Clupeidae.